This is a messenger RNA of Trypanosoma theileri, 336 nucleotides long. RefSeq lists its product as uncharacterized. The record is from RefSeq and is a predicted model, not a curated record. The transcript has a single exon. NCBI's taxonomy places the organism in Eukaryota, Euglenozoa, Kinetoplastea, Trypanosomatida, Trypanosomatidae. Bases 1 to 336 code for a protein of 111 amino acids.
AUGGUAACUCUGCUGAACUGGAACUCUUUCUAUGUUUGCCUGUGUUUUGUAUUUACGUUGGGUAUUGCUGGAAUUAUCCUGAUUGGGAUCUCUCUCUCUCUCUCUCUCUCUCAUGUCACAUUCUUUGAACUUUAUAUUAUGAAUACUCUCGUUCGGGGCCGACGGUGGCGUUUUUGUGGCCGUCAAGUUUGUAACGUAUUCCAGAACAACGCCCGAGAAAAGCAUCGCAACCACCGCCCGCGAUGUAGCCAUUGGAUGCCGUUACUUUGCCUUUUUGCCCUUAUGAGUUCAACCUUCCCCCAAGAGGGGUCGGACAGGAAAGACGCCAGCAGAUAG